AUGCUCUACAAUAAUUCUAGAAAAAAUAAAAACACCAGAGGACCCAGGACCCAGGACCCAGCACCCAGGAUCCUCCAGCAGCCUCCUCGUUUGGACCCUGUGUGCGCAUAUAUAUUUAUUCCAUGUACAUAUUCCUGCCUGGCGCAGGGCACCCCCUUCCAGGAUGCAGGUCGCAGGACGCAGGACCCAGGACAAAGGGUGACUGCUGGCGUUUAUUGUCCUGCUCCUGCUCCUGCGAAUGGCGGAGCACUGGAGCACUGGAGAACGUGGCCCGGCAAGUGA
Drosophila suzukii is the source of this 282-nucleotide messenger RNA. The record is from RefSeq and is a predicted model, not a curated record. Lineage: Eukaryota; Metazoa; Arthropoda; Insecta; Diptera; Drosophilidae.